Molecule: messenger RNA, 429 nt
Organism: Triticum turgidum subsp. durum (durum wheat)
Lineage: Eukaryota; Viridiplantae; Streptophyta; Magnoliopsida; Poales; Poaceae
Source: the annotation of a GenBank genome assembly
AUGUCCCGCACCGGACCGAUCGCCCAGGACUGGGAGCCGGUGGUCGUGCGCAAGAAGCUGCCCAACGCCGCCGCCAAGAAGGACGAGAAGGCCGUCAACGCCGCCCGCCGCGCCGGCGUCGACAUCGACAUCGCCAAGAAGCAUAAUGCUGGGACAAACAAAGCUGCUCAUAGCACCACAUCGCUCAAUACAAAGAGGCUUGAUGAUGAUACAGAGAAUCUUGCUCAUGAGCGUGUGCCGUCAGACCUGAAGAAGAGCAUUAUGCAGGCUAGAACGGACAAGAAGCUCACACAGGCACAGCUUGCACAGCUGAUCAAUGAGAAGCCACAAGUCAUCCAGGAGUACGAGUCAGGCAAGGCUAUCCCAAACCAACAGAUCAUCGGCAAGCUGGAAAGGGCUCUUGGCACAAAGCUGCGAGGCAAGAAGUGA